AUGGCUAACUAUUCCCACCCUCAUAUCUGCCAAUGUCUGAGUCGCGUGCUAGCCUUCCGGCGACAUUUUCCGGUCACCAUCACCGGAAACCGCCAUAAAACUGGUCAACAGUUGGUGGAGGAUGUGUUGUCUUUGGCUCAAGGCCUACUUCACCUUGGACUCGCACCUGGUCACGUGGUUGCCAUCUCUGCAUAUAAUAGUGAUAGGUAUCUGGAAUGGUUAUUAGCCAUUGCAUUUGUUGGAGGAAUAGCUGCUCCUCUGAACUAUAGAUGGAGUUUUGAAGAGGCAAGAUUAGCAUUGGCUGCUGUGAAGCCAGUGUUAUUAGUGACUGACAACAGCAGUUACACAUGGUACUCAACAAAACUCCAGAAAAAUGACAUUCCAUCGCUGAAGUGGCAUAUUUUGUUGGAUUCCCCUUCCUUUGAUUUUACUGAGUGGAACGUGUUAACACCAGAAAUGAUUAAGAGGCAUCCUGUAAAGCUUGUACCAUUUGAUUACUCAUGGGCACCUGAAGGCACUGUCAUAAUAUGCUUUACUUCAGGAACUACAGGAAAGCCUAAGGGAGUUUCUCUAAGCCAUGGAGCUUUGCUUAUACAAUCCUUAGCCAAGAUUGCAAUAGUUGGCUACAACGAGGAUGAUGUCUAUCUGCAUACUGCACCAUUAUGCCAUAUUGGUGGCUUGUCAUCAGCCAUGACCAUGCUUAUGGUUGGAGGUUGCCAUGUCUUGAUGUCAAAGUUUGAUGCAGAAUCAGCUAUUGGUGCCAUAGAGCAAUAUGCAGUGACAUCUUUUAUCACAGUUCCUGCAAUAAUGGCCAGUCUGACUUCUAUAAUUAGGCAGAAAGAUAUCUGGAAAGGAGGAGAAACUGUCAAGAAAAUACUCAAUGGGGGUGGAAGCCUCUCACAUGAGCUCAUCCAGGACACUAGCAUAUUCUUUCACAAUGCUAAACUUAUUUCAGCUUAUGGGAUGACAGAGACAUGCUCUUCAUUGACAUUCCUGACACUGUAUGAUCCAAUGUAUGAAAAGACAAACCAGUCCCUUCAAACAUUUGAUGUCGCAGGAUCCAAGUUUAGUCAGCAGCCACAAGGUGUUUGUGUUGGCAAGCCUGCUCCCCAUGUAGAACUGAAGAUAAGUGCUGAUGCUUCUGGGAUAAUUGGGAGAAUUCUAACUAGAGGACCACACAUAAUGCUUAGGUAUUGGGAAACUCUCAGAAAUCCAUUAAAUCCAAAUAAUGAAGCCUGGCUUGACACAGGUGACAUUGGAUCAAUUGAUCAUUAUGGUAAUUUGUGGCUCCUUGGUCGAACAAAUGGUCGAAUCAAGAGUGGUGGGGAGAACAUUUACCCUGAAGAGGUUGAGGCAAUUCUACUACAACAUCCAGGGAUUGCAAGUGUUGUUGUUCUGGGAAUCCCAGAUGCUCACCUAACAGAGAUGGUAGUAGCGUGUAUCCAACUUAGGGAAAAUUGGCAAUGGUCAGAGCAGUCGACUAUUUCAAAUGAAGAGCCUAUGCUAUCUAGAAAGAAUCUCCAUCAAUAUUGUAUACAAAAUCAUUUAAGCAGGUUUAAGAUACCAAAAAUGUUUAUUACAUGGAAAAAGCCAUUUCCACUCACUACCACAGGGAAAAUAAAAAGAGAUCGAGUCAGAAAGGAAGUUAUGUCUCAACUAAAAUCUUUACAUAGUAAUCUUUGA
Messenger RNA from Sphenostylis stenocarpa, 1683 nucleotides. NCBI's taxonomy places the organism in Eukaryota, Viridiplantae, Streptophyta, Magnoliopsida, Fabales, Fabaceae. The record is from the annotation of a GenBank genome assembly.